UUCGUCCUGCAUGCAACAAAGAGCAAUAAAAGAGAAAAUGGCAAAGAAUUCGGGAGUUGCCCUCUUCGCCGCAGCUCUCUGCUUCUCCUCCCUCUUCAGCCUGGCCUUAGCCACCACGGAUGAACACUUCUUCGUCGAAGGCAGGGUAUACUGUGACACUUGCCGCGUCCAAUUCGAGACCAAACUUAGUGAAUACCUCCAGGGGGCAAAGGUGGCGCUGGAAUGCAGGAAGCGCGAGGGUGGUGACAUCACAUACAGCCAAGAGGCCAUAACAGGCACGGAUGGUAAAUACAAGAUAGCCGUCCAGGGCAAUCAUGAGGAGGAGAUUUGUGAGGUGAAGGUGGAGAAGAGCCCCCGUGAUGAUUGUGGUGAGAUUGUGCAAGGGAGGAAUAGGGCUAGAGUCGUCCUCACCAACAACAAUGGGGUAGCUCAACCUGUUCGCUUUGCCAAUUCUCUUGGAUUUUUGAAGAACGAACCCGUUGCUGGCUGUCACCAAGUCCUCAUCGACCUGGGCUUCAUUGGGGUUCAAAUUUAAGAUUAAAAACUCUGUGGGGCAAGUUGACUAUGUCUAAACAUUAAUUAAUAUGUAUUGUAUUGAUAUGGGAAACUUUAUGCAGUGACGAAAAUGGAUAAAAUUUACUAAUAUCA
Molecule: messenger RNA, 648 nt
Organism: Rubroshorea leprosula
Lineage: Eukaryota; Viridiplantae; Streptophyta; Magnoliopsida; Malvales; Dipterocarpaceae
Source: the annotation of a GenBank genome assembly